CGACCCUAACCUCAUUUUUGAACUGUUUCCAUGGAUUCAAUUGUUCAUAAUGAGAAUGAAAAUUGCAAGCCUCUUCAUGUAGUAAUGCUCCCCUGGCUAGCUAUGGGACACAUAUACCCUUAUUUCGAGUUGGCCAAAAUUCUUGCUCAAAAGGGACACACCGUCACCUUCAUAAGCUCCCCUAAAAACAUUGAUCAAAUGCCCAAAAUUCCCACAGCAAUUCAACCAUUCAUCAAUUUGGUAAAAUCACCUUUACCACACAUAGAACAACUACAAGGUGGAGAGAGCACUAUGACUGUUCCAUCAAACAUGAUUGGUUACCUUAAGUUGGCUUAUGAUGGUCUUCAAGAUGAUGUUGCUGUGAUACUCAAAACUUCAAAGCCUGAUUGGGUUUUCUAUGAUUUUGCAGCUGAUCGGUUACCACUAAUAGCCAAAAGCCUCAACAUUCCUUGUGCUCAUUACAACAUAGUCCCAGCUUGGAACAUAUGUUUCUUUAAUCGACCAAAGGAUCAUGAAGUAGACAUGUAUAGCCCACUAAACUGGGUUCCUUACCAAACAACCCUUCAUCUCAAACCGUAUGAGAUUAUGAGAACAAUGUCAUCAAUUGAAAAUCAUUCUGGAAGAAGGUUGGCUUUAGAUCUCAACAAAGUAUACUCAAGCUGCGACCUUUUUCUUAUCCGAACCUCUAGAGAACUUGAAGGUGAAUGGUUAAAUUGUAUUUUUGACCAAUACAAGGUUCCUGUGGUUCCAGUUGGAUUGCUCCCACCAUCCAUGCAGAUAAGAGACGAUGAAGAGGAAGAAAACAACCCUGAUUGGGUGAAAAUCAAGGCAUGGUUGGAUUCGAAAGAAUCAUCUUCUGUUGUUUACAUUGGAUUUGGGAGCGAGUUGAAGUUAAGUCAACAAGAUCUAACUGAGUUAGCUCAUGGAACUGAGUUAAGUCAUCUUCUGAAGUAUUCAACAACAUUCUGAAGUAUUCUCAAGAACACAACAACAUUCUGAAGUAUUUCAGUUUGCCCAGAAUUUCAAGUUAAAGUUGGUGGGUCCCAGGACACGUGGUAUAAGACCAGUGGUCACUCUCCAACGGCUACAAAGGCUCAAGAACUCUAUAAAUAGAGAUCAAGACCUCAGCAUAACACACACCUUUGCAAAGCAUACAAGAAAACAACAUAAGAGUGUUUGAAGCUUUAGCAAAAAUAUUGAUCAUCACAAAGAUUCCAA
Molecule: messenger RNA, 1218 nt
Organism: Medicago truncatula (barrel medic)
Lineage: Eukaryota; Viridiplantae; Streptophyta; Magnoliopsida; Fabales; Fabaceae
Product: soyasaponin III rhamnosyltransferase
Exons: 1
Coding region: 31-969 (312 amino acids)
Molecular function (GO): UDP-glucosyltransferase activity
Source: RefSeq, a predicted model, not a curated record